This is a messenger RNA of Vicia faba (fava bean), 1908 nucleotides long. NCBI's taxonomy places the organism in Eukaryota, Viridiplantae, Streptophyta, Magnoliopsida, Fabales, Fabaceae. The record is from the annotation of a GenBank genome assembly.
AUGAAGGUGAAACCGUCGGGAUCUGCAACGACAGUUGAGCGGUGCACGACGGCUGCAAAGUCUCUGAGAUCAAUAGGGUUCCAAGAGAAAGGGAACCUUGACCAAGAAAAAGGCCGUUACUAUUUUUUGCUCAUUUCAUUGCCUAAUUUGAUCCUUGGCGAGAAACCUGGAGGAAUCAUUGCUCUUCUCGAUGAAGCAUGCAUGUUUCCAAAGUCAACACAUGAAAUGUUUGCAAACAAGCUUUAUCAAAUGUUUAAGGAUAACAAGCGCUUUAUUAAGCCAAAAUUUUCGCAAACAGAUUUUACCAUUGCUCAUUAUGCUGGAGAGGUGACAUACCAAUCUGACCAAUUUUUAGACAAAAACAAGGAUUAUGUGGUUCCUGAACAUCUAGAUUUAUUGAUUGCUUCCAAAUGUCCUUUUGUAUCUGACCUUUUUCCACCACUCCCUGAAGAGACAUCCAAAUCUUCCAAAUUUUCUUCAAUAGGUUCUCGUUUUAAGCUACAACUACAGGAACUAAUGGAAACAUUAAGUUCUACAGAACCCCAUUACAUUAGAUGUGUGAAACCAAACAACCUCCACAAGCCUGCAGUUUUUGAGAAUGUCAACAUUAGGCAUCAACUUCGCUGUGGUGGUGUGUUGGAGGCUAUCAGAAUCAGUUGUGCUGGCUACCCUACACGUUGCCCUUUCGUUGAAUUUGCAAACAGAUUUGGUCUUUUUGCCCCGGAGGCCACGGAAGCAAAGUGUGAUGAAAAGAAUGUUUGCCAAAAGAUUCUGGAAAAGACAGGGCUGAAAGGAUAUCAGAUUGGAAAAACAAAGGUAUUCUUGAGAGCUGGUCAGAUGGCUGAACUAGAUGCUCGGAGAGCUCAAGUACUUGGUAAUGCAGCAAAAGUUAUCCAACAGAACAUACGGACCCAUCAAGCUCGGAAACAUUAUCUUGCUUUGCAAAAGAAGACCAUAUAUUUGCAGUCUCGGUGGAGAGGAAGACUGGCAUUCAAACUCUAUGAGAAAAUGAGAAGGGAGGCUGCUAUUGUGAAAAUUCAAAAGAACAUACGCAGUUAUGAAGCUAGGAAGGCAUAUAAAGAACUUCAUAUGUCAGUACUUACUAUGCAAACAGCUUUAAGAGCCAUUGCUGCUCGCAAGGAGUUCAGAUUUGGGAUACAGACCAAAGCUUCCAUCAUUAUUCAGGCUCGGUGGCGGUGCCACAAAGCGGCCUUAUAUUAUAAGAGGCUCAAAAAAGGCUCAAUAGUUACACAAUGUAGAUGGAGAGGACGUUUAGCUACGGGAGAACUUAGGAAUCUGAAAAUGGCUGCAAGACAUACUGGCGCACUUUUAGAAGCAAAGAGUAAGCAUGAAAUACAUGUAAAGGAACUUACUAGGUGUCUCCAACAGGAAAAAGGUUUAAGGGCUGCAAGAGAUACUGGCACACUUCAAGAAGGCGCACUUCAAGAAGCAAAGAGUAAGCUUGAAAAACAAGUGGAGGAGCUUACUUGGCGUCUCCAACUGGAAAAAGGUUUAAGGACAAAUCUAGAAGAAUACAAAGCACAUGAGAUAGCAAAACUGAAGAAUUCAUUGCAGGAGAUGAAGAAAAAGGUUGAUGAAACUAAUGCCCUUCUCCUCUUGGAGCGAGAAGAGAAUGCAAGGAAAGCUAUCGAAGUAGCAUCUCCUGUCAUUGGAGAAGCAAAUGUUCUUGUUGAAGAUCCAGAGAAGUUUAAGAAACUGAGAAUUGAAGUUGAGAGCCUAAAGACUUCACUCAAGUUAGAGAAACAGAAAGCCUAUCACUAUGAAAGGAAAUAUAACGAAGCUAAAAUUUAUUGUGAAGAAAGAAGUAAAAAAUUAGAGGAUACGGAGAAGAAGCUUCGCCAGCUCCAAGAAUCAAUGACCAGGUUUACUUCUCGGAAGACUUUAUAG